AUGAAUCAUGAUCGAUUCAACCAUGCAGGUUCGGGUAUGGAAAGUGGAGGAGGUCUUCCAUCAUCGGAUGUAUCUGCUGCUGCUGCUGCCUCUAAAAGGAGGAGUAGGUUUCCUGUUCUUACAGGAGAAACCAAUAAAGGAUCUAUUGAAGCAUUGGUCAAAAGCACAGGAAAAGAGUCUCUACAGUGGGGAUUGGCUGCGGGAAUGUAUUCGGGGCUAACCUAUGGUCUUAAAGAGGCUAGGGGAACUCAUGACUGGAAGAACAGUGCAGUUGCAGGAGCUAUCACAGGAGCUGCCUUGUCUAUGAUGACCACAGACAAUACAACACACGAGCAGGUUGUGCAGUGUGCCAUUACCGGUGCUGCCAUUUCAACUGUUGCUAACUUCAUGAAGGGCAUCUUUUGAUCAUCUCUAGCAGCUUGUUUAUCUA
Impatiens glandulifera is the source of this 430-nucleotide messenger RNA. RefSeq names its product outer envelope pore protein 16-2, chloroplastic-like. Gene Ontology annotation, cellular component: chloroplast outer membrane. NCBI's taxonomy places the organism in Eukaryota, Viridiplantae, Streptophyta, Magnoliopsida, Ericales, Balsaminaceae. Gene Ontology annotation, molecular function: amino acid transmembrane transporter activity. The transcript has 5 exons. The record is from RefSeq and is a predicted model, not a curated record. The coding region runs from base 1 to 405 and encodes 134 amino acids.